AUGGGUGAGCAACCUAACUUUAUCACUCAGAUAUUCCACCAAGAGGAUGUAAUCAAGCGAGUGGUGGAGGUGAUUAAAGACCUUGGAGUAAGUUCCGCUGAGGACCUUAAGUAUUUGGAGGCAGAUGACCUCGCAGGAGUCCUUAGGCCAAUAGAGAUCCGAAAAGUAAUUUCCCACCUUAAAUCGAUGGGAAUGUUGAAUGAUUCCUCCUCACAAGCUACUACACUAAUUGAGGAGUCAAGCACUGGUGAAGAUUCAUUUGUUAGUGACAUUGAUGAUUAUGUCACCAGCAAUAACUCAACACUAAAAACCACUCCUGCAAGGAGCUCAGCUUUGGUCAUGUCAAAGAGCAGUCAAGCAUCACCCAUUAUGCCAAGUCCAGCCUCACCCAGUUUUUCAAGUCCAGCCUCACCCAGUGUUUCAAAUCAAGCCUCACCCAGUGUGUCAUGUCGAGAAUCAUUUUCUGCAUCAGAGAGUGGGUCCUCCCCUUUAGUCAGGGAAAAUAAUAGCUGGCAUUACAGUUUUCACAUACCCUGGAGUAAGUUGGCCCCAAGUGCAAGACAACUAUUAGAAAAUAACCAGAGGCCAUCUGCAGCAGAAAGAAGGGAGAUUGUCAGGGUUGUGGUGGGUGAAGUUCUAAGCGUGUGCAAGAAGCCAGGCAAGCGGCACAUUGCGGAAAUUGCAAGGCAAAUGGUGAUUCGAUACCCAAAAUCAUUCCGAGAUGAAAUCGAGGGCCAGGUUGUUGGCACUGGUUAUGACUCCCUUGUCAAACAAUUAAUGUCUCGUAUUGAUAAUUUUAGAAGACUUCAAACUCCCACCAAUAAAAGGGUAUCUGAAAGUGGCAGGCCUGAGAACGUAAAGAAAGGGCGUAAAGAUGCUUAUGGCUGCAUUAACCCUGACCCAGAGCUUCCUAGUAGUGAAACAAAACAAUUAUAA
Messenger RNA from Paramisgurnus dabryanus, 936 nucleotides. NCBI's taxonomy places the organism in Eukaryota, Metazoa, Chordata, Actinopteri, Cypriniformes, Cobitidae. The record is from RefSeq and is a predicted model, not a curated record.